CAUCCCGUGCCCUAGUGCACUGAUUUCUUAAUCCCGGGUCUCAACUAUAAAUACCCCCUUGGUGACACCGCGAUCAAAGCAUCGCAAACAAGCCUAGCUAAGAGCUCUCUAACUACAUUAGAUAGAGUGAUCUCGAGAGGUAACUGGCUUGUGAUCGAGCAAUGGCGUCCAAGGCUUUCGUGCUGUUCCUGGCCGUGAACCUGGUUGUGCUCGGCGUAGCCAGCGCCUGGACCCCGUCGACACCGACGCCCACGCCGUCGUCGUUCGGCAAGUGCCCCAGGGACGCGCUGAAGCUGGGCGUGUGCGCUAACGUGCUGGGCCUCAUCAAGGCUAAGGUGGCAGUGCCGCCCGCGGAGCCUUGCUGCCCGCUGCUGGAGGGGCUCGUCGACCUGGAGGCCGCCGUCUGCCUCUGCACCGCCAUCAAGGGCAACAUCCUCGGCAUCAACCUCAAUCUGCCAAUUGAUCUCAGUCUUAUCCUCAACUACUGUGGCAAGACAGUGCCCACCGGCUUCAAGUGCUGAGCGCCUCGAUCGAUCUCAACGCCUUGCCCUUGCGUACGUGCUCGACGACGUGCGUUGCCUCCCUUGCAUGCACGCAUGCAUAUAUGUGGGCGAACGUAUGUGAGACGUGUUUUCCUUUCGGUUCGGUUUGAAUGAUCCAUGGUUUGAUUGCUUUUCCACGUACGAGGUACGACUCUGCAUGCAUGCAUGGCCGUGCUAUCGAUCUGUAUUUUUCCUGCCUCUUCCGUUCCUGUGAAUUUGUUGUAAAGAGCCGGUGAUCAAUCGUAUGCCGGUGCUUCCAAUUAAAUUUGGUUUGCGGUUUAUUUCAGUGUUUUGUGUGUAUGUUCUGAUUA
Messenger RNA from Sorghum bicolor (sorghum), 853 nucleotides. Its product is annotated as 14 kDa proline-rich protein DC2.15. Bases 162 to 521 code for a protein of 119 amino acids. The record is from RefSeq and is a predicted model, not a curated record. Lineage: Eukaryota; Viridiplantae; Streptophyta; Magnoliopsida; Poales; Poaceae. The transcript has a single exon.